Messenger RNA from Zeugodacus cucurbitae (melon fly), 7694 nucleotides. It is a transcript of the gene Dpp10, whose product is annotated as dipeptidyl peptidase 4. Gene Ontology annotation, biological process: proteolysis. The coding region runs from base 1870 to 4590 and encodes 906 amino acids. Lineage: Eukaryota; Metazoa; Arthropoda; Insecta; Diptera; Tephritidae. The transcript is spliced from 15 exons. The record is from RefSeq and is a predicted model, not a curated record. Gene Ontology annotation, molecular function: dipeptidyl-peptidase activity; serine-type peptidase activity.
UGUUGUAGAGUAGCGAACUUUAUGCUAUUUAUAUUUGUGCGCGUGUUUAUAAUGGCGCUUGAAAGCAAAAGUGUGCGCUGCCGCAAGCGAAAUGUGCGUCAGGCAGACAUGCUUUUGUGAAUUCGCUUUUUUCACAUUUUUCGUUUGAUUUUUUUUAAGCUCAUUUGGGAUUCCCCCAGCAAUCGUAAAGACGCGUCAAUUUCUAAAUUUGUGUUUUUGUAUUUUUUACCUUUUCGUUUUUGCUUUUCAAAUACAUACAUAUAUAUAUGCCGCUAAGUGGCUUUCAAGUGUAAUUCGAACGCGAUUUCCGUGCAUCCGUUUCCGACGGCGCUGUUUGACUGCCUUUGAUGGCCGUCGUUGUGUUUAAAUAUGUGCGGGGCACUCACUUCACAUUUGUGACAUAAAUACAUGCCUCAAGUGUGUCAAGCAUUGUCUAAAAGCAAAAACGUGUUUUAAUAACAGCAAUGUGUUGUUGUUGUUAUUGUUGCAAUUGUUGUUGGAUUGUGUCGCACAAUUGACAUUGGAGACAAAGCAGUGUGCAAAAGUGUGUGUUGUUGUUGUUCCACAAUGUGUUGUGUCGCCAACGUGAUUUCCGGUCGCCCAUUGAGCGUGACAACAUUGCUGCAAUUCCAAGUUUCUUUAGUUUAUUUAUUUGUGGGCGUACACGGCGUAUGAGUGAUAUAUAUAAUUUUGUGCUUUCGUUAUUGUUCUAGCCAGAGUACAUUAGUAACGCGGUGUGACACUUUAGAAGAAAACAAGCAACAAGCGCAGUAAAGAGUAUAAAGUGAGAACAAUAACAACAAAUAAAAAAUAAAACAACAACAACAAAUAAAAAAUAUUACAACAAAAACAUAAAAAAUCUCAAAAAAACUUGUCAAAUCGGCAGAAACAAAACAAAAAUUUGUGGAAAAAAAAUUUGAAAAAAAAAAUUAAAACAAUAAAAACACAAAAGAAAGUAUCAACAAACAUUUUUCGUUUUUCGCUUUGUUGUCCUACAUUAGCAAUUCUGUCAACGCCAACGGAAGGAAUCAACGCCAACUAGGACAAUAUGACACGAGUACGACGAAUUGUGUGUGCGCAAUAUUAAUGCUCGAGAACUUAUAAUGACAGCGCUAAAAAGUAUGCAGCAGAUUAAGCGAAAUACGGCUUAAGGCGCCUAAAAGUAUGCACAGCUUAUAUAAAGCCAUUUAAAAAAUGCUACACAAGUGGGCGCUGUGAAAAUAUUGACCCACCAACCGCAGACUGCAACACAAGCGAAGAUCAAAAAGGACGCGAUUGCUAUAAAUAUUUAUUAAACUGCUGAAAAGGUUAAUUACGAAGAAUUACAAAUGUAAUUGCAAGAGCAGUGUGAUUAAGAGAGAUAUUUAGUUGAAAUAAGAAGCAAGAAAUAACUACAGAGAGGUUACGAAGAACAAAUGAAAACGCAGCAAUAAAGUAAAAGAGAAAAAUUAUAAAAAUAACAACAAAAUAUUGUAGCUCAAACUGAGCAAUUCAAACAAGUCAAGUAUAUUGAGCAACAAGCACAAAGGAUUUAAAAAUAAACCACUCACAUACCUAUACAAAGGAUUUAAGAAGGAAUUGUUAGAGAAGAAAUAAAUAAUAAAAUAAUAAAUACAAUACAAUACAAAGCACUAAAUACAAUUACAGUUAUGUCCAUACGAUGACCAUGUCUACAGCAAGCAGACAAGCUAAAUCAAUGUAAAGUAUAUCAGCACUGAGAGCUUUAAGAGGCACUGAGCGACAUUACGGAUUUUUAGAACGAGAGUGUGUCCAACUCAUCACAAAUUGUAGAAAAAUUUACCGUUAAUAAGGUGUGCUUUAAUCACAUUUCCUAAAGUAUUUUAAGUAGACGAUCUACACGUGGUGAACAUGGCGGAAGGCGAUAAUUACGAUGAUGAGUUGGUCUCCAGCAAUCCAAAUCAGCGGAAUUGGCGUGGCAUUUUCAUUGCAUUACUGGUUAUAAUAAUUGUAUUGGCGCUAAUUGUGACCUCAGUGGUACUUCUCACACCACCCGAUGAGGGGCCGCGCGUCAAGGGGCAACGCAUCAAGCUGCAAGAUAUUGUGGACGGACUCUUUAUGCCGCAGCGUGCCAACGGUACAUGGAUAAAUGGCGAGGAAUUUCUUUAUCAGGAUCAUUGGGGAAGAAUCGUAUUGUUAAAUGCAUCUAGUCUAACGGAGCGGGUGCUCAUGUCAAAUGUGACAUAUAAAACAUUUGCACCUUAUAAAUUCUCCAUAUCUGCUGAUAAACGUUACAUCUUAUUGGCGCAGAAUGUCGUUAAACUUUUUCGACAUUCAUUUUUGGCACAAUACACGCUCUUCGAUAUACAAACGAGUGAAAGCAUCAAAUUGAAAAUCGAUGCACAUAGCGAUGAGUGGCCAUAUAUACACUAUGCCCGCUUCGUAAGCACUCAAACGUCUAACAGAGACAAUGCAAGCACCACCACGGGCACGGGCAAUGCGUUGGUGUUGGUCUAUAACUAUGACAUCUACUACUGCCAAGGGCCACGCUCCACCAAUCAUGUGUACCGCAUAACGAGCGAUGCAGUGCCUGGCAUCGUCUACAAUGGCAUACCAGAUUGGCUCUAUGAAGAGGAAAUCCUGCACUCGAAUAACGCAAUUUGGCUUUCGGAGAACGGUCACUUAAUGCUUUACGGUGCGUUCAAUGACUCGCUGGUGCAGGAGCAACAUUUCGCUUGGUAUGGCACAACAAGUGGUGGCAAUCCGAAUGCAUAUCUCUAUCCGGAAAUCAGAUCAUUAAGAUAUCCAAAACCAGGCACACAAAAUCCCAUCGCCAAGCUACGCGUGGCUGAUAUACAAAAUCCGGAAGAUAUUCAGAUAAGAGAUCUACAACCACCGCAAGUAUUAAUAAAUGAAGAUCACUACUUUAGCAGCGCCAGUUGGGUGAGUGAAACGGAAAUCUGUGUGGUUUGGUUGAAUCGUCCACAGAAUAUCUCGGUGGUCAGCAUCUGUAAGAGUCCAUUGUUUAUGUGCGUUGAGACGCAUCGUGUGAGCGGCGACGGACGCGGUUGGGUGGACACAGUAUCGGUGCCAUUGUUUGCAGCGAAUGCAACAUCCUAUGUUGCCAUAUCGCCAUUGCGUGACGGUGCUUCCGGUUACUUCCGGCAUAUUGUGCACGUGCAUGUUGCCAAAAAACGCGUACUCCCACUAACGCACGGCCAAUACGAGGUGAAUGAGUUGCUACAUUGGGAUCAGCUGAAUAAUUGGAUUUACUUCCUUGGCACACCGGAACGCCUGCCGGGGCAACAGCACCUUUAUCGCGUGUCCGCUUUGCCACCACGACACGGCUCAGCACAUCAGCUGCCCGACUGUUUGACCUGUCCGACGCAAUUGCGCAGCAGCUAUCAGGGCACCGAGGGCCACACCAAACCGCCACCGAAACUAGUGACCGCUUGGGAUGACGACUGGGAAGACUCGGAAGAGCGUCAAACGCUACCACCACCCACGCUGUCGCCGGAACACCCCAAACACCCGAAGGCGUCACACGCACACCCCGAGCACAAUGAAUGUCUCUAUCACACCGCGAAAUUCCCGUUGGCACUGCAGGCGCGUUAUGUGCUCAUCGAAUGUUUGGGUCCAGUGGUGCCGACCACCAGCGUUUACGCAUUGACCGGCUUCUAUGCCGACGAGCACAGCAAGAAAUUGUUACCGAAGAAAAGUGAGCCCAUGGAACUGCUUCUGACUGUGCAGAAUAAUACGCGUUUGAAGGAGAAGAUGUUGCGUACCGCACUGCCGCAGGUGAAAACCUUCCCGGUCAUGAUCUCGGGUGGUUAUCAUGCACAGGUGCGUCUAUAUUUACCGCCAGUGCUGCGCGAAGAUGAGAUCACACGUUAUCCGACAAUACUGCACGUAUACUCGGGUCCGGGUACACAGCUGGUGACGGAUAAGUGGCACAUCGAUUGGAAUACUUAUUUAUCGGGGACAAAAGAUUAUAUAGUGAUUGAAAUUGAUGGGCGUGGCUCAUCCGGACAGGGUUAUCAGCUAUUGCAUGAGAUCUACAAGCGUCUCGGUUCGGUUGAGGUGUCCGACCAGCUGGAAGUUAGUGAAUAUUUGCGUGACAAUUUGCAUUUUAUCGACGGUCGACGCAUGGGCGUGUGGGGUUGGAGUUAUGGCGGCUACACGGCCGCGCUGGCUUUGGCGGGCACACAGUCAAUAUUUCAAUGCGGCAUCAGUGUGUCGCCGGUGACGAAUUGGAAGCUUUAUGAUUCCACAUACGCUGAGCGCUAUCUAAGCUUCCCGAAUGUGACUGACAACUAUAAGGGCUACGAGGAGGGUGAUCUCUCCAAGUAUGUGGAUAAUUUGCGUGAUCGUCAAUUCCUUUUGGUGCAUGGCACCGCCGAUGAUAAUGUGCAUGUGCAACAAUCGAUGGUUUUAGCGCGUGCGCUCACCAAUAAGGGUGUACUCUACAAGCAACAAAUCUAUCCCGAUGAAGGACAUACACUGUCGGGUGUUAAGCGACAUCUCUAUCGCUCAAUGACGAGUUUCUUCGAGGAUUGUUUUAAGAAGCUGGUGCCGCCGGAAUCGAAAGCUGGACUUGGAAAUGGCGGUGGUAGUGAUAUGCAACAGCAAUAAAGUUACGAAAAUGCUUUAAUAUUGAUUAAUUUCAUUUGAAUACUAGUAGUGCAGAGAAAACAAAAGCGCCUGAAAGUAUGCUCAAAACUUGCGUUUACUUCUUAUGAUUUUUUUUUUCAAUAUUUUUGGAUUUAUACAAUACCAUUUGGGCAGCGCAUAAUCAAAAUUACAUACAAUAACAGUGAAGUCGAAAAUUACAAAUUUUUAUGGUUGUGAAAUAAAUACAAAAGCAACAAUAGCAGACAUUUGCACGCCAAAAAGUAGGCAAAGCGUAACUAAACAAAAUAAAAUGAAAUUAUUUUUGAAAAUGUUAGCUGUUUUAAUAAAUUUAAAUGUUGUUUUGAAAAGAAAAAAAGGCAGAUAUGGAAAAUAAAACUGCUUAAAAGAACAGUCAAAGUGCUAACGCCUAAAAGCAUACUAUAUUAUAAUUGUUUUUUAAUUCAAAUGAAUUAAGAUUUAUUUCGCGCAUACUCUCAAAAUGAUUAUACAAUUUUAAUUUGCAUAAAAUCUAUUUUCAAUUAAAAACAAAUAAAUACACGAAAAUAAUUAGUCGUCUAAGCGUUGACUUAAGAAUUGUGUAAAUUUUAAAAAUUGAGCAAAUAGCAUAAAAAGUACAUUUCUAAAGUAGUAGUGAAGAUAUUUAAGAAAUAUUAAAACGUUUUUGCAUAAAAAAACUCGAAUUGCAAGAAAUAAAUAAAAUAAUAAUAAAAAGUCAUAAUUUUAUUAAAAAUAAAUUAAAAAAUGGCGAAAGCAAAUAGUAGAAGACAUAAAAUAUAAAAGAAAUCCUAAAUUUAGUUUACUAUUAAUAUAAUAAACCUUGCAAUAUAAAAAUACUCAGAAAAAAAUUAAAUUACAGUAUUAGAAAAAUACAAAUAACGGAAAAGCUCAAAAUUAGCUGCGAUAUUAAGAUUGAAGUUACAACUAGCUAUAGCGACAGUUAUAAACAAAGCGUAAAUACUGCGUAUAUAAGCCGAAAAUAAAUCCUUUAGAGUGCUGAUAAUUAAAUUAGACGAAAUUUAGUUAUUUAAAAAAGCUUCAAUUAUUGAUGAGCUUUUAAAUAGAAAGGCUUUAAAAUAGAAAAGCUUUUAAAACUGCAAAUGUGUAACGUGCUUUUGACUAAGGCAUUUAGCGCUUGCUGUUGGUGGAAGUUAUUUUAAUUGAAGCUUUUGGAGCUUUAUAAGCCUAAAAUUAUGCACAAAAAAAUAUAAGCUUUUGAACUUUAGCUAUUUUCGAGACUUAAUAAUGAUAAUUUGCUGUAAAAUGAUGAAUUCAGAAUGUUAUAUUGUGUUUUAAAAUAUUUUCUAAACAGCUUUCAACGCUUUUCUUAGUGACACCUAAAAGUAUGCUAGAGAAUAAAUUCGUUUUUCAUAUCAUAUUAAUACUAAAAUCUAUUAUUUAAGCUUCCUGUUUUACAUUCGAGACUCCAGUUUGAGAAGUUAGUAUUAGGUCUACAACUUUGCUUCCGCCGUUUUUUUGUAAAUUUAAGUUUUUUUUGUAUAAAACGGUUACAAAUGUCGAUGUUACAAAUGUCAAAGUGCGUCUGAACUUUUCUUGGAAUUAAAAAAGAAAAGCAAAAUUUCCCGCAAAUGUCGCGAAUUCGGCUCAAAAAGUGACAUCUUCAGUUGAGAAUAAGUUUGUGAUGCAAACAGAUCUUUCCAAAUAUUUUGUUGGGUUAAUGUUGACACAAAUGUCCAAGAUCGAUAUAAAACGAUUUAAUCGACCAGUGCUUGACCCUAGAGACAUUUCCGCAAACGUCGAGAAUUCGGCUCAAAAAGUGACAUUUUCAGUUGAGAAUAAGUUUGGGAUGCCAACAGAUCUCUACAAAUAUUUUGUUGGGUUAAUGUUGACACAAAUGUCCAAGAUCGAUAUAAAAAAAUCGAUUUAAUCCACCAGUGCUUGACCCUAGAGACAUAUAUUGGAAAACGGCGGAUGCAAAGUCGUAGACCUAAUAUAAUUUACAAUUCCCGCCCAAGCGCCUAAAAUUAUGCAACGAUUGCAACGAUUUCAAUAAAUAUCAUUAUUCUGAAAUGAUAUUACUUUUCUACGGGCUCUCAUUCCAUUAUGUGUGGGAAAAAAUAUUUUUAAGUAAUCACACAAGCAAAACUCAGAAGCUUAGAUCUUCAAAGUGGGCAAUUAUUACGAAAUUCUAAUAUUUAUCGAGUGGACUCGAUAUUCAUUCUCUGAUGCAAAAUACAGUUGAACUUCUCUAACUCGAAUCACCAUAAUCCGCAAAAAAUCUUCGAGUUAGAGAAAUUCUCGAGUUACGGAAGGUAAUUUGUAUGAAAUUUUACUUUUAUUGCCAAUUCAAGGGUUCGAGUUAUGGAGAACUUCAAGUUAUAGCAGUUCGAGUUAUGGAAGUUCAACUGUAAAUAUUAAACUUUUUUUUCAAUUUCCUCUCCAUAAAAUUAAAAAAAUUUAAGAAAAAUAUUAAAUCAAGCACCUAAAGGUAUGCUAACUAAAUAAGUGACUCACAAGAUAAGCUCGAGAUUUGAUGUGGAAUUUUCAAUUAUUAAGGCAACUAAAAGUAUGUUAGGAAUUUAAGGAGUAUACAUUUUGAACCUCGAAGUAAACUGGCUUAAAUACGAAUUGAAUAUUUACUCCUUUUUAGAUGAAGUCUUUAAAAUUGAUACUCUUGUUUAAUUCAAACGAUGCCUGAUGCAGCUAAAAGUAUGCUAAGGGAAGUUUAUUAGUUAUUAGUUAGAUUUAAGGCUUUCUAUUGGAAUUUCUCGUUUUGAAACAAUAUAUUGCAAGCAUUAUUUACUAAAGCUCUUAAAAAAAAAAACAGAAUUAAGCUACAUUGUAAUAUGGAAAUGCGCCUAAAAGUAUACAAAACCACACAAAUUUACUUGUUAUUAAUGCAGAUAAUGACAGCUUUUCACAUGAAAAUCGAUUCUCAACACAAAGCCAGCAGAUUAUUAGCAUUUAUGCGAGCGAAAAUUAUACAUUGCUACAUAUGUAUGUCUGUCUAUUAGCCUUUACGCUGGAUUAAAAACAAUUACAAUAACCCACUAAUGAGACGGUAUUUCAUUGUGUGUGCGCGCGCAUUUAAAUGUUAGUGACGUUGGAGAGUUAAUCCUUUGAUGCCAUAAUAAACGUAAUCAUAA